This is a messenger RNA of Penaeus chinensis, 747 nucleotides long. Its product is annotated as transcriptional regulator ADR1-like. The transcript has 4 exons. Bases 1 to 588 code for a protein of 195 amino acids. The record is from RefSeq and is a predicted model, not a curated record. NCBI's taxonomy places the organism in Eukaryota, Metazoa, Arthropoda, Malacostraca, Decapoda, Penaeidae.
AUGCUCGAGCUGCUCUCAGAGACCUCACAGCCUCUCUACUCGAGCCGGUCUACGAGCCGGGGCUACGACCGCCUCACAGCCGCAGAGGAGGACGCCAACGGCAACAGCAGCCCCGCCCCCCGCCACAGAGCUCAGCCCACCUCCACCAACACCACCACGCCCACCUCGCCCACCAGCGAGAGCGCCGUGGAGCUGGCCACGCCCACGACCGACAUGGACGUGGCGUCGACGGGGUCCGCCUCCAUCGUGGAGUCGUCUUCGGACUACGACCACUACAUGAGUCAGUCGGAAUCCGAGGAAUCGGACGAUGACGACGACGAUGACGAGGCGCUGACCUGCAACGUAUGCGACAGAGCCUUUCCAACGAGCAGAUUAUUGGCUUCACACCAGACUAGGAAGAGACACUAUGGAUGUUCGACGUGUGAGAACGUUUUCCCCACACUCAUGUCCCUCGAAGCCCACAAGGAGGAGACCAACCACUGGUCCGACGACGACCUCUUCAUCGACGACGAAGACGACGACGACGACGACCUCGACGAGAUCUACGGUGACGUCCAGAACGAGGAGGAGAGAGAAAAACUGUUGUAGUCUCCCCUCGAUCGUCUGACAUUAUCGUCCGUUUUCAUUUGUUGAUUUUUGUUCCGCAUUAUGCUAUUGUCUUCUCUUCUUUAUUUUUUCUUGCAAUGUCAUGAGGGAGGUAUUUUGUAAAAAACGAAAUAAAAAUGAAAUAAAAAUCUUUAAACAGCA